Messenger RNA from Cutaneotrichosporon cavernicola, 5781 nucleotides. RefSeq lists its product as uncharacterized. The record is from RefSeq and is a predicted model, not a curated record. Gene Ontology annotation, cellular component: mitochondrion. The transcript is spliced from 2 exons. Bases 1 to 5781 code for a protein of 1926 amino acids. Lineage: Eukaryota; Fungi; Basidiomycota; Tremellomycetes; Trichosporonales; Trichosporonaceae.
AUGGGCCGGUUCCUCGACUCUGUCCUCAAGCGUCCAUCCCGCUCCUACGCCGCCGAGGCGUCUUAUCCGUGGGAUCGAUCAAACGCCGAGGGCAGAUAUGUCUCACAGACAGGGAGUGACCUCGGCAUCGGGCCCAGCAGGCGUAGGACAGCUUCCCUGUUCUCCAACGAUAGCGAGCCAGGCCGGUAUCACCACCUCGCCCCGGACCUGAACCCUGCCCCACCUCGCCACUCCUUCGCCGGGCGUAGGGGUCCGUCGCCGGUGCCCGAAGAGCCAAGACGAAACAGCUUGAACGCAAAGCCUUCCAAGGGUGCGCUGUUUGAUGGCGACCUUCCCCCACUGCCUCCUAUUCCUUCUCAGCACCAACAUCACGUCCGCUUCAGACAGGAAGCCGGCGUACAUGAUGUGCCGAGAGCACAGACCGUUGAGCAUGCUGAGUAUGCUGAAGACCGCCAUGUCGCGCCUUCACGGCGUGACUCGCGCUCGCGCCAGCCAGAAUCAGGGCCGCCGCGUCCAAAGCAACAGUUCCAUCAACCGGCUUACGCCCAACAACAUCCGGCCAGCGUGAGGACAAAGGACGUACGCCACCGAAUCAACGGCCCUGAAGACCCGCCGCACCUCCAGAGCCCACCACUUGAUCCCGAGGAACAUGACAGCGCAGGAUCACACGUUGUUCGACGUGUAUCACAUCCACAAUCUCCCCCUCUCGCACGGCCCAUUGAUCGACACAUCCCUUCACUUACUCUGGCCAUCGCACCGCCCUCGACCCUUUCCCGUCCCUCGCCUCCUCUCCCUCUUCAUCUACCCGCUUCUGGCGUCUCCGAAGCGCGAGAACGCAGCAGCCCGACCUCGCCCCGCGUUGUGCAAUUUGCCGAUGUCGUCCAGUACUCCGACCCGCCCUACGUGUAUUCCGACGAGGACACGGAAUCUCACUACUCCCAUUACUCCCAUUCCUCUGAUGAGCGGUCGUCAACAACACCUUCAGCUGAGCCUGACACGCCGCCCAGGCCCCAGGUGCACAUCCAGGACGACCUUCCCCCUGUCCCACCUCGCAGUCCAAAGCGAGGGGCGCCUGGAGCUAGGCGAGAGUCCAUCGACAGUGUCAGCUCAUCGACGUCAAUUGGCGGCGCAUCGCGAGGGACACCUCCUGCGCCACUCGUGCCACUUCCCGAGGCGCGCGUACAGGCAUUUCACCCGGGGACCGGAGAUUCCUCCACAGGCGGAAAGGCGGUAUCCAAGCGUCCGGCGCCUGGUGACCGGGGUGAGAAAGAGGAGACGGCCCAGCCCUCAAGGCAGGUCAGAGCGCAGGGAGUCCCGGUGCCCGAGACGCGCACACCUGCUCCACCAGCCCUGCCCCACCUGCCAAAGCCCGAACCUCCACUUCAGCUGACCUCGUCGAGGAACCCAUCACUGUCAACGCGUGGGACGACGAUCACAACGACACUGUCCGGCCUCCAGUCGACGCCCGGCAGCGACGUAAACUCCAGCACCAGCUCCGUUCCCGACACGGUACUGGUAUCACCGCACUCCCCUACAGAAACAAGAGCGUCGGUUGUCGCCUCGGUUGACGAGGAGGCGUCGUCCAGGCGCAUUUCGCUGAUCCUCGAUGACGCUGCAUCGGAAAAGUCAGUGUACUACACACCCAGAAACUCAUUCUACUUCAAUGGAAACGGCGACGCGUCGAAGUCGUCGCUCACUCUGGACAAGCUUGGCGAGAUGCUGCGCGCAGCGGAUGACCAGGAUGAGUCCCUCGAAAUGCCAGGAUCGUGGACUUGGGAACUCGCCGAGGUGCCUGGUAGGUCGACGACGAAAUCCAUCCCAAGCGUGCUGGGAUGCGGCGAGGAGCGCAAGCACAUCCAUGUGGAGCAACCAACCCAUGCGAGCCAACCAGUGCCACAUGCCGUGCUGCUGGCGUCCGCGCCUCUGGCACAUGCCGUUGUCGAGGCCUCCGCUCAUGUCAAAUCUACCCCUGCCCCUACACCUGCACCUCCAGCCGGCCAGCAGUCACCAUUACCCUCGGCACUGACAACCUCACUGCCUGGCACCUUUCCAGCGGCUCCUAGUACCCCAGACGAGGAGGACGCCGCGGCGGAUCAUGAGUCCGAUGACGACUCAUUUCAGAUGGCCGAGGAACCCGUUGUCGAAUCAAUGGCUGAAAGCGUCCCCUCCUUACCGCAGGCCAGCGCAGUGUCCGAUGAGCACUUGGAGGAGGCAGGAACGCCGCACGAUCAGUUCUCGGAUCUGCCGACGUUCCAUCUUCAGCCUCCCACACCUGCGACUUUCACGGACGUGAUGGGCAGCCCCUUCCGCGACCUCGACUCGCCACCGCUGAAACGUGAGCUCGACCUCGCAGAGGAGUCCGAUGUGCCAGUUGUGAAGGAGGUCCCACCGUCAGCUCCACGCAGCCACGUGACGUCGACGUCCAGCAUGUACCUUGAUGACGAGGUGGAUAUCGACAACUUCGCCCCAGAGGAGAUCGCCUAUUACAACCCCUCAGGGCCAGCCUAUGCGGUACCCGAACCUCCACCCAGAAGCAGAGCCUCAAGAGUCGCCAGUCACGCCGUGGCGCGGCCGGUGGACGACACGCAGAAGUGGUACGAGCCACAUGAAAAGAGCAAGCCUCUGUCACGCACCAAUUCUCUCGCUCGACGGCAGGCCUCCGGUUCCGGUGCCGACACGCCUCCAACCCCACCGCGCAAGAGCAAGCUGGACCGAGGCGGGCGUGUCAGGGGUGCUUUCGUACAAGUGUUAAACAGCCCGUCCACUCCGAGUGCGGCCACGACCGAGAGAGGGCCGAAGACCAGAGCCGCGACUAUGGUUGACAACUACACUUCGUCGCUGCAGAGGUCGAACUCGAAGCGGAGCGUCGACUAUACCUCAUCGCUGCAGCGGUCCAACUCAAAACGGAGUGUGCGGUCGGCCAAGUCGACGCGGUCGGAGCGGAGUGGCACGGUAUCGUCACAACAUACUAUUGUUCCUGACAAGCCUGUGAGACACGCCGCCACGUCGCGGGCUAUGUCACCCACUCCACCACAGCCACAGCAUGUCUUGCCGCGCCGAGGUCUAUCUCCAUCGACACAACCCAUGUCUCCUGAAACGCCACAUCAACCGGAGCCACAGUUCCGUGGCGUACGUCGCUCGGAAUCGGCCUACGACGCCGAAGCCCAUCUGAGUCCGCCGGGGCCAAUACUGCGGUCGUCUUCGUCUUUGGCCUACGAGACCCCACGCCAGAGUAUGUCGAUGGACGACUGGCACGAUGCGCAGCAAGAUGCCCUUCCAUCGAGCUCGAGGAACAGCGAUGAUACCUCAGCGUCAAACGCCGUUGGUCAUGGUCCCCACAACCGUGCUGUGAUCGGCCAGGGUGGAUGGGCAGCGGCCGCGGCCGAGCCCAUCAAGAUGUACGUGCCAACCGACGGCGACGGGUGGUCUGCGUUCCAGCCGCUCCCGCCGCGGUCGCGGGCGGCGCCGCUGCCAGGAUCGCGCAAUUCGUCCUUCGAUCUUGGUGGCCGGUCGUCGUCGUCGGCAGCUAGCUCGUCCAUCGCUCAGAGCGCGUCUGGGUCCGUCGCUGGUGCCUCGCAGGGCUCGCGAAUGUCGAUCCCAUCGAUCGCCCCGGUCCACGUCGUGGUAUCACCGACCUCGAGCGUCAGCGGCCGGGUGCCCCAGUCGCGCCUGAGGACGGUGUACCACUCCGCGGACGCCGACGAAUCCGAUGAGGGUGAGCGGCCAUCACGAUCAUAUGCCUCCCCACGUCCCGACCAUCCAACCAAUGAUGAGGCUCAGCGGUUAGCCUAUGCAGAUGAGUACGGUGCCCGUGCCGCCGCAGACGUCGGCAGCGCGGACUACAACGAGCACUAUAAAUACACCACGGAGCGUCCGAGUACACACACUUCGCCUCCAAAGGCCAAUGGCCAUUGGCCUGCGGACGCGUUCUACGACCGCGACGAGCGGAGCAAAGCGCCGUCCCGCGCGCCUAGCUCUCAUUCGUCCCAGUACUCCGCUCCGUCAAUGUACUCUGCAGCGUCUGCUCGCCCAGGUCGCCUCAACUCACCACUCCCACCUCUCCCCGACAACUCGUCGCCGUACGAGGCGGCGGCCCGUGCCCAUGCCGCGCGCCUCGGGCUAGCGUCUGGCCUCAACCCCAACGUCCUAACUGUCCUCCCCGAGAUGAGUGUCCAGGAUUCGAACGAGCUGUACCUUCCCCAGCGCAGGAACAGCCACAAGUUCGGCUCGUCGUCGUCUGAACUGGGCGCCAGAGGCAACUUGACACCGAAGCGCUCGGCGUCGCUGUUCAAUGUCAGGCGGUACUCACGCACGGCGUCGGAUAUUGGGCGAAACCCGAGGGAGUACGCGUCGUCCGAGCUUGCGAGGCCGUCAUAUCCACGCGAGUUCGACCGGCGGCACAGCGUCGAUCCUAGGCGGAGUAGCUUUGGCUCGCGGGGUGAGACGCCACGGGAGCUGUUGCGGACGCAGUCCUUCCGAGCACCGUCGCGCACGGGCGACUACAACCCCGGUGAUGUUGUUGCUCCCUCCAACGGCACAGGGGUGAUCUCGCUCGAUACGCCGAGCAUCCGACCACUCAAUAACUACCCACUCAUGGAGAGCAACGGAUACGACCAGAUGCAGCAGAACGGCUACACAAACAUGGUGCUACCUAAGGGCGGAAACUUCAAGCCAGGCGAUCCGACAAAGGCCAAUGGCCCAGACCUGCAACUGCUCGGCGUGCCGCCGACGUCAAUGGCAGCGAUCACGCUCUCGUCCGCAUUGCACACCUACCACUUGAAGCACGAGAGCCCGACACCUGAGCACCUGCGCUGGACGCUCCCGCCGCCUGUCGACUUCUCGACGGUCAAGCCUCCAUACCGCGUCUCGAGUGCCCAGAUACUCAUCCAGGUCUAUGCCGUCGCUGUGGACUGGCUGGACAUCGCGGCACUGGAUGAGAAGAGUAGACACGAUGUCGGACGUUGGAUCCCAGGCCGCUCGUUUGUGGGGCGCUGCAUCACGACUGGGGCAGACGAGAAGGAGAUUGUGCGCGGCGACGUGGUCAUCGGCCUCCUAGACAUCCGGAACUCCGGCGCACUGGCAGAGUACCUCGUCGCGGACCGACGACGCGUUGCGCGCGUCAACCCCAACACUCGUCUCGAGCUGGAGGAGCUCGCUGCUCUUCCGGCACAAGGGAUAGCCGUACACCGGGCGAUACGCGAUGUUGGUGCAACCCGUGGGCAGCAGGCAUUGGUGAUGGACGCGCACGAGGGCUUGCCCGCCCUCUUCUGCCAAGAACUGACGCGCAUGGGACUCAUUGUGACGGCAAUCGUCCCCGGCGGUGUGGAGGGAGCUCAAGCCGACGCGUUGGCAUAUGGCGCCCGUGGCGUACUGGCGGGCUCCCCUUCGAGCGUUAUGCACGGCCUCCCCGAGAACCUCUUCACCCUCGUGAUCGAUACAGCUGGCGCAGCCGACGCGGCCCGCCGCAUCCUCACCGACCGGGGCCACGUCCUGUCCUUGAAAAGUGGAGACGGCCCAACCCAAAAACACACUCUCAAGACAAAGCUUGGGUUUGCCAAACGCAAGACGUUGAGCGCCAGUUACGUCCAGCCUGCAGGGGCGGGUGACGCGCCCGUCGACGCGAGCGGGCUCGACUACCGCGAUGUUCUAGAGGAACCUGUGCUGGGCGUAUUACAUCCGGCCUUGGAGGAGAUCGUGCCGUUCGAGCUCGGUGCGAGCGUGUUCGCAAGCAGAAGGAACAUGGACCGGUUGCGGGUCGCAGUCGUGCGGAUCGUCAACUAG